Molecule: messenger RNA, 936 nt
Organism: Lathyrus oleraceus (garden pea)
Lineage: Eukaryota; Viridiplantae; Streptophyta; Magnoliopsida; Fabales; Fabaceae
Exons: 1
Coding region: 1-936 (311 amino acids)
Source: RefSeq, a predicted model, not a curated record
AUGGCUUUUCGCGCCUUUAGAUCACAAUCAGUAUCAACACAAGGAUCAUAUAGUUUAGCAGAUAAAACAACAGAUGAUCAUGUUCCGAGCAAAGUUGCGCAAAGCACGGUAACAUGUUUGUAUCAAGCCAAUGUAGCUGGAUUUUGGAGAAAUGUAUCAAUUCUAUGGUGCAAAAAUCUUAUGAACCAUUCGUUACACAUCACGAUCGAUAGCGUGGGAGGUGAAUCGAAAUUCAGCUGCAAGAUCGAUGUGAAAUCGUGGCCCUUUUGGAGCAAAAAAGGGUACAAGAUAUUCGAAGUCGAAGGGAACCAAGUGGAAGUUUAUUGGGAUCUUCGGAACGCGAAAUUCACGGGUAGUCCUGAACCGAGUAGCGAUUACUACGUAGCGUUAAUAUCAGACGAGGAAGUUGUUUUGUUGUUGGGAGAUUACAAGAAAAAGGCAUACAAAAGAACAAAAUCUAGACCUGCGCUGGUCGACGCGAUGUUACUUGUGAAGAAAGAAAACGUUUUCGCGAAGAAAAGUUUCACUACAAAGGCAAAGUUCGACGAGAAGAGAAAAGAGAACGAGAUUGUUGUCGAUAGUGUAACUAAUGGCGGACCUAAUGUUGAUCCCGAAAUGCGGAUUACCAUCGACGGGGUUGUUUUGAUUCAUGUCAAGAAUUUGCAAUGGAAAUUUAGAGGAAACCAAACGGUUAUGGUUAAUAAACAACCUGUGCAAGUUUUUUGGGAUGUUCAUGAUUGGUUGUUUAGUGGUUCCGGUUCGGGACCGGGACUUUUCAUUUUUAAGCCGGGGCCGGUUGAAGCUGAAAGUGAAAAAGAAGGUAGUGUUGUUGAAGCUUGUGAAAAUAAUGAUGAUGCUAGUGUUGGUUGUUAUUCAUCUCUUAAUGUUGCUAGUUUUGAGUUUUGCCUUGUUCUUUAUGCUUAUAAGAUUGAGUAA